GGAAGUUGAUAUGUUAACGGAUGAAUAUCUGAAGAAAACAAAUUUUCAAACAUGUUUUAGCGAAUCUUUGAAGAGGUUAGUUGUCAAAAUCAUUGUCAAAGAAGACACUCGAUAUUCAUGGAAGAAUUACAAGACAGCUUGGAAGAGUAUGAGGUGAAUGAAGACGUUCCUGUGGUAAUAAAUCGAAAUACAACUAGAAUGGACGAUUACACCAUUGAUAAUGUACCAUCUAAUGACUCGAUGGGCCUGAUGCAGACUGGUCCAUUUAUUGUACACGAAUCAAGGGCACCUGCUGGAGGGGAGUUUGAUUUCACGAGGAUUGGUAUGGAAGAAAAUCAAACCAGGUCGAGUUUAGUCUAUCGUCGAUCUGGUCCCGAGGGAAGUCCGGCCUUUAAUGCCAGCAGUGGUUUUCUGCCUCAACGAACAACAGAUGAGGAAUCUGUCAUCUUCAGGCCUGUAGGUCAGCUGGAUUUUUCUGCUUUAGAUGACACAGAAAGAAAUGAAGACUUGAGUAGAAAUAGGCCAGUUUCAACACCUGAGAAAAAUGGUUCUCAGACUAUGUAUAUGGCGGCAGAGAGGGAGGAAGUGUAUGGGUCACAAGACAUGGAUGAUGCUUCUCGAAAUGAUUCCCCUGCGGCCGGGUUUUUUGAAAUGAACCAGUCUCCUCGACGGAGUAGUGAAAGUGAAGAGGAAUUAGAUAGUCGUGUGAUAUUCUCUCCACUCAACAAAAUGGAUAAUGGGGACUUGGCAGAAAAUAUCCCCAGAUUUGAAUUUGAACAACAGUUAUCAGGAAAUGCAAAAUUUCGAAAUGAUGAUCUUGAACAGAGAUUUCAUGAACCAACUCUAGCAAAAUCCUCACCCAAAGAAAUGGCAAAAUCUAGUCCUGGAUCAUUGCUAAGAUAUAUGUCUCCAGGGGAGGUAAAUGUUGCUAGAAAUCAGCACAUCAAUUCCCCUGUAUCUAUUAAGAAUAUCCCGGACGUGGAAAGGAGGGAGGUUUUUGUAUCCAUUCCGGCUGUUGACCAACACCGGGAAAGCAUGGGGGCCUCACCAAGCAGUGCCCAAACUAAGGAAUAUCAGAAAGCCCAAAGAGAAACUUAUAGUCAAGAAAAACCUGUGUUCAGUCAAGAACCCAGAGUAACUCAUGUUCAUCUUCAUGGCAAUGCAUCUUGGGAUAUUCCAGUGUCUGAGAGUUCACAGCAAACUCACAGCAAAGUGGUAAAACCUCAACAGAAAGCAUUGAAUGACCGGCGUCCCUUUGUGUCCUCUGUGAGGAGCGAGUCUUACAAUACAUUUUUACAGAACAAAGAAUCCCAACUACCAAGACCCAAAACCAAGGGCUCUGAUGCCAGUAAGUCAACGGACGCUUCUAAAGCAAGCACGCAAAGACCGGAGACUUCCAGACACGGUGCCGGUGAAAAGAAAAUCUCUGGACCUAUCCCAUCUCAUGCAGAAAGUCGAGUAAUGGCCAGAAGAAACAUGGCAAGUGGUCAGGGAGAGAGACAAGUGAAAACAGAACAUACCAGAAGGACGCUGGAGGAGAAACCGUCUAGGUCGUAUCCAGGGAGUGGUGCAGCCAAGGUUAAUGACCAUUCCCCUGUCCAUCCAGCAGCCAAUGUAGUGACCCAGAUUCAGCAUUACCAAUCAGACGGAGAGGAGAUAACUCACAGACAUGUAAAGGAGAAUGUAGAUGUCCAAGGAAUGGAGGAGGUACGCAGUCAACUGCAGAAUAUGCUCCGAUUUUCUUCUGCCUCCGGAUUGGGCGGUGGUAAUCAGAUGGACUACUGUGAUGAUGGGUUUAUGACGGAGAUGCAGGCAGCGCAAGAAAUGAUGCAUUAUCCAGGAGACCACUCUGUAAUAAGUGGUAGAAAUGAUGAGGAUGUGUCUGAACUUCUGGAGAACUUCCCCAGCUUUUCCUCCAAGAUGUGGUCAGACACGUCUAAUCUGAACAGAAGCGAGUCUUCCCUGUAUAACGAAAACCAGAGACUGAGAGAGGUGAUCGAGAAAGAACGCUACAGGCGAAAGCACUGUGAGCAGUACAUUCAGAAACUUAAUGUCAAGUUAUUGGAGAAUCAGCAGCAGCUAGCGGUAGCCAUAUCUACAGACAAGAGAAAGGACCUCAUGAUAGAACAGUUAGACAAGCAACUAGCAAAAGUUGUGGAGGGAUGGAAGAAUCGUGAUGACGACAAAGAACAGAUGUUAGCAAAGUUAAAGAAUGAGAAAGUGAAAAUAGAAGAGAAGCUAGCUAAUCAAAAUGAGAUGAUUAAGAACUUCGAGAAAGACAUGGCAGAAGCUUUAGAAGAAAUGAAAAACGAAAAAGACAGGGCUAGUAUUGAGAUUGACACUCUGAAGGCUCAGAUAUCAGAGAAGGAACGGGCUCGUUACCAUGCUGAGGAGAUAUUGGAGUCUGAGCGUGAGCGGACUCAGCUAAUUAACCAAGAAUGGGAGAAUCUAAAGGAGGCACAAGGCAUGGCAGAGAAGAAGGUUCAACAGCUUCAGGAUCGCCUUCGCUCGGAACAAGAUGACUGGUUCAAGCGAGAGCAGGAACUACUGCAGAAGAUUGAUGAGGUGUCUGAGAACAACCAGAAAGUUCUGAAUGAGGAGAGAGGGAAGUGUGAGGAAGCAGUGACUCUGUGUAAGGACAUGGAGGAGAAGAUCUACUCUCUCCAGACAGAGAGUCGUAAGUUUGAGAUGGAGCUGGACGCAGCAGUCAGGGAGAAGGAAAGCUUGAAGGUAGAGAUGGGCAUAAUGGAAGCCAAGUUUGAUAGUUCACAGAGGUCUCUGGAGGCAGAGCUACAGUCCAAGAUGGAGAGGGAGAUUGCAGAUCAGAUAGCUGAGGUUCACAAGAAGGCUGAAGGAUCGGAGAAUGAAUUACGACAGAGUCACAGACAGCAGAUUAAAGACCUGAACCAGCGAUACACCAAAGACAUGGAACGAAAUCUGGCCAAGUUCCACAGCGACCAGAAAAACAGGGAGGAGGAGUUCCGAAAACUCACGCUGGAGUAUGAAGAGAAAUUGCAAGAACAGAGAAAUGAGAUUACCUCCCUUCAUGCCAUUAAACAGAAAUUAGAGUCACAGAGGGCGGAGAUAUUGAUGAAGCUGCAGUACAUGAUGCAGUCCCAGUGGAACGAGGCAGUACAGAUGCUGGCCACCACACCUCAAAGGAAGACUUAUACCAACACAUCCUUCAACUCACAGUCAAAUACGACCACAACCAUGGCCCCCAACACCAGUGUUCCUAGUCAAGGAGUGACUACGACCCUCAACACCAAUGUCCCCAGUCAGGGGGGGACCACGGCCCUUAACACCAGCAUCACCAGCCAGGGGAUGUUCCCUAUCACCAGUAGUCCCGGGAGGAACAACAGUCACCCGGCCCCACCCAUGGAGCCCAAUAUCGGCGAUCUCACAACCUCACUCCACCUGCAACAGUUUUUCCAGAGUCUUUCCCAACCCCUGGUCUUCCCACAUUCAUCCAUUCAAGUGGAAUCCCACAACAGCGCCGUGAAUCAGGAGACAGCCACUCAGAAGAGAUCUGCUGAUUCCUCUGCUGGUCCACAGUUAAGUGGAAUAGGGAACUCCUCGUACCACCACAGAGAAGAAGACCAAGCGGUACACAACGGUGUACAGACAGACGGGCCACCAUCACCCGCUCAGGGCGACCAGCGUGAGACUAUCCACAACUGGCUUAGGAAUUCUCAGGAGGACAGCUUUAGAACAGGGACUUCUUUUGUCGUCACGGAGGAUAUCAGGAGUUCUAAUUUGUCAGUCUCAGAAUUAGUGAACAAGUUCCAACAGCCGGAUCCUGACCAGGGUUCUAUGGCCUUCUUACCUGUGAUCAAGCCUUCCGACUUUGUUUCUAAUUCAAACAAUGUGCCCAUUUCUUAUCCAUCCACUGCUGUCCCCAUCAGGCCCCCUCAGCAUGGGAAUAGUCAAUCAUCCAAUCAGGUUCAUCCUGCCUCAUCUAACUGUGUUCAUGAUCGGAGCUUUGACAGUGCAAGGUCAGCCAAUCACAGAGAGGAUCAGUUAUUUCCGGAGAGGUUUGCUCAGAGUUUGCCAGUGAGAGGAAGAAAUUCUCCAACCAACUCACAGCAAAGUAAAGAGGAAGCAGUGUCUUGGCCGCAGAGAAACAUCGUUCACUCCCCACCAACAAAACAAAGCAGAGGUCAAGUGGCAGAAAAUCAAAGCAUCACAGAGGAAGGGUUGAAGUUAAAUGCAGAUUAUCACCACCUGUCCCAGAGAUUAGAAGAACACGAGUCCAAACAGAGUCAACUCCAGCAUUACAUACACAUGCUGUUACAGAAGCCCCCUGGAGACCCGGUGACAGAGGAAGGAGAAGAGGAGAAUUUGCUUCACUCUCAUGAUCACACCGAGGAAGAACUGAAUGACACGGCACAGGCGGCUCAGAUUCAGAAGGACAUGAUACGUCUUCAACAACUGAGAGACAAGAAACAGUCACAGGCGGAACAGGGAUCUGAAACUUCCGGAACUUCAAACAGAUUAAUGCAGCCGGAACAGUUGGCAGAAAUAUCCAAACUGUUAAACCAGGUCAAAGGUCAAUAUGGAGGGGGUCAAACACAAGCGACCACAGCCAACACUGAAGAGGAACACAUGUUACAGAUUUUCAGUCUUCUAAAAUAUAUGCAAAGGUCUCCGGGUCGUGACAGUGGAGGAGUGGCCAGACCUGAUGCUGGCCACCAUCCAAGUGCCCCCACCUCACCAAGGUCACAAGGCAGAGACAAGGUCAGACGGAACCUCAAGGAUCAGAUGUCAGGUGUACCUGACGGUCAAAAUAAGAGUGAUAAACAAGGGGCCAAACCACCACUGAAUCCACAGAAGAAACCAGAAAGGAAGGUGGCAGCCGGGGUGAAAGGUCAGCCAAACAAAUCCAAGUCAGCGUGGAAGUGAAAUCCGGAUCAGUCCAACAAACUAAACAAUCCAAGUCAGCAUGGAAGUGAAAUCCGGAUCAGUCCAACAAACUAAACAAUCCAAGUUAGCAUGGAAGUGGAUCAGUUCAACAAACUAAACAAUCCAAGUUAGCAUGGAUGUGGAUCAGUUCAACAAACUAAACAAUCCAAGUUAGCAUGGAAGUGAGAUCCAGUUCAGUCCAAGAAACUAAACAAAUCCAAGUCAGCACUGAUCAGACCAACAAACUCGCCUAAUCCGAGUCAGCUUGGAAGUGAAAUCCAGAUCAGUUAAACAUACAAAACCAAUCUAGAUCAGCAUGGAAGUGAACUCCGGAUUAGUCAAACAAACUUAAACAAAAUCUGGAAUAGUAUCAGUGUGAAAGAUAGAGCUGAAUGAAA
Molecule: messenger RNA, 5300 nt
Organism: Ostrea edulis (European flat oyster)
Lineage: Eukaryota; Metazoa; Mollusca; Bivalvia; Ostreida; Ostreidae
Exons: 25
Coding region: 118-4902 (1594 amino acids)
Biological process (GO): mitotic cytokinetic process; regulation of cilium assembly; centriole replication
Cellular component (GO): centrosome; centriole
Source: RefSeq, a predicted model, not a curated record